Cyprinodon tularosa is the source of this 4423-nucleotide messenger RNA. Its product is annotated as inactive phospholipase C-like protein 2. NCBI's taxonomy places the organism in Eukaryota, Metazoa, Chordata, Actinopteri, Cyprinodontiformes, Cyprinodontidae. Gene Ontology annotation, molecular function: phosphatidylinositol-4,5-bisphosphate phospholipase C activity. The record is from RefSeq and is a predicted model, not a curated record. The coding region runs from base 536 to 3865 and encodes 1109 amino acids. The transcript has 7 exons. Gene Ontology annotation, biological process: lipid metabolic process; intracellular signal transduction.
CUUUUGUUCCCUAGAAACGACUCAUUUCAUGACAGACUGUUACAGAUUCAAUGGUGCCCUUUAAUUUGCUGCAGCCGAGCCGAACCAGCGCCGACCACAGUGAUUCACCGACGGAGGUGGAUUAGCAUUAGUUAGUUUGUCUACCAACAACAGAAGCUCUCGGUUGUGAGGGAGAAAAAAAACUUCCUUCCCUCAGCUAGCGAGUUAAGUGAAUGAGCUUUGUUAGCCUGCUAACUAGCCGAGCUGACAGAAAGCAACGCCAGUCUGCUCCUCAGGCUGCCGGAGUAACAACUUCAGCUUAAACACCGGGCUGCGACUAUGGGCAGACGGAGCAGCACUAAAGACGGAGCUCAGAGCACCGAAGAAGCCCCUCAUUCUACAAGAAGCAGGCAGCAGAUAUGAGCAUGGAGAGAUGAUACCGCACAUUUUAUACUACAGAAGCAGUAGUAUCAGUUAUAAUACAACACUGGGCAGGAUAUUGGUGUGAAGCUGGAAGAUAUUUCGUUUUUUUUGGGGGGGUGAGACCGAGGUGCCUAUGGCGGAGUUCGGGGAGGACAGAAGGCUCCCUCCGGUGAAUUUUGGGAACAGCUCCGUUCCCAGCGACGAGGCUGCGGUGAAGACGCAUUGCGAAGUGUCCCUUCUGAAUGGAGACUGUGGGAUUCCAGACGGUAUGAUGGGCUCCGGCUGCCCGCUCACUCCUGGCACUCAACCCGGAGGGGAAAACGCCAACACCUCCGUGGGGACGGAUGCCAAAUCUGAAAUACCACGCAGGAGCAGUAUUAUUAAGGAUGGAAAACAACGAAAAGAAAGAAAGAAGACUGUCUCAUUCAGCAGCAUGCCCACUGAGAAGAAGAUUAGCCGGGUCAGCGACUGCAUUAACACCAUGGUGGACGGCUCAGAGCUGAAAAAAGUGCGAUCCAAUUCACGCGUUUACCACCGUUACUUUCUUCUUGAUGCUGACAUGCAAUCAUUGAGAUGGGAGCCAACAAAGAAGGAGUCUGAAAAGGCAAAAAUUGAUGUGAAAUCUAUCAAGGAGGUUCGGACUGGCAAGAAUACAGAAACUUUUAGAACUAAUGGCACCUAUGAUCAGAUAUCAGAGGAUUGUGCCUUUUCAAUCAUCUUUGGGGAAAAUUAUGAGUCCCUGGACUUGGUGGCAAACACAGCAGAUGUAGCCAAUAUAUGGGUGACAGGUCUAAGGUACCUUAUCUCUUAUGGGAAGCAUACCUUGAAUAUGAUCGAGAGCAGCCAGAACAACUUGCGCUCAUCUUGGUUAAGCGACCUCUUCGAUGAAGAAGAUGUUAACCACAACAGACAGAUACCAAUGUGUGCUGCCGUGCAGCUAAUAAAGAAACUAAGCCCAGGUUUAAAAAAUGUGAAAAUAGAACUGAAGUUCAAGGAGCUUCACAAAGCUCUUGACAAAAGUGGGUCUGAUGUGACAAAAGAGGAGUUUGCUGAAGUCUUUCAUGAUCUUUGUACAAGACCAGAGAUUUAUUUUCUUUUUGUUCAGUUUUCCAGCAAUAAGGAGUUUCUUGAUACUAAAGACUUAAUGAUUUUUCUGGAGGCAGAGCAGGGAAUGGCUCAGGUCAGUGAAGAUACCAGCUUAGAGGUCAUUCAUAAGUAUGAACCAUCCAAAGAGGGCCAACUUAAAGGAUGGCUCUCCCUUGAUGGGUUUUCUAACUAUCUUAUGUCUGCAGAGUGUCACAUCUUUGACCCUGAGCACAAAUCUGUUUGCCAAGACAUGAACCAACCACUGUCUCACUACUACAUCAAUGCUUCCCACAACACGUACCUGAUAGAGGAUCAGUUCAGAGGUCCUUCAGAUGUAACUGGGUAUAUCCGUGCUCUGAAGAUGGGCUGUCGAUGUGUGGAGCUAGAUGUGUGGGACGGGCCUGAUAACGAGCCUGUUAUCUACACUGGUCACACAAUGACCUCCCAGAUUGUUUUCCGCAGUGUUGUAGAUGUCAUCAAUAAGUACGCUUUUGUUGCCUCAGAGUUUCCCCUGAUUCUCUGUUUGGAAAACCAUUGUUCUGUAAAGCAGCAGAAAGUCAUGUUUCAGCAUUUGAAGAAGAUCCUUGGUGACAGGAUCCACGUAGAUGCUCCAAAUCUCGAGGACUGUUACCUCCCAUCUCCGUCUGAGCUGAAGGGGAAGAUCCUGCUGAAGGGUAAAAAGCUGGACACAAACUGCACUGCUUCAGAAGGAGAGGUGACGGAUGAGGAUGAGGGGGCAGAGAUGUCUCAAAGAAUGAGCAUCGAGUCUGCAGAGCAGCAGACUAAUGCACACAAAAAGAUCCCUCUGCUGAAGGACCUCUCCGACCUGGUGACGUUGUGUAAGUCUGUUGAGUUUAAAGACUUUCCGACAUCUUUCCAAAAGCAGAAGCCCUGGGAGCUCUGCUCUUUUAAUGAAGUGUUUGCCACUCGCUGUGCCUGCGAUUUCCCUGGAGACUUUGUUAACUACAACAAGAAGUUUCUUGCACGAGUUUACCCGAGCCCAAUGCGGAUCGACUCUAGUAACAUGAAUCCGCAAGAUUUCUGGAAGUGUGGCUGCCAGAUUGUAGCUAUGAACUACCAGACUCCAGGUCUGAUGAUGGAUUUGAACAUUGGUUGGUUCCGUCAGAAUGGCAACUGUGGCUAUGUUCUUCGGCCAGCAAUCAUGAGGGAGCAGGUCUCAUAUUUCAGUGCUAACACAAAAGAUUCAGUGCCUGGGGUCUCUCCACAGCUCUUGCACAUCAAGAUAAUCAGUGGACAAAAUUUCCCCAAACCCAAAGGCUCAGGUUCCAAAGGAGACGUGGUGGACCCCUAUGUAUAUGUGGAAAUACAUGGCAUUCCUGCGGACUGUGCAGAACAGAGAACUAAAACGGUCCACCAGAAUGGGGACAACCCACUGUUUGAUGAGAGCUUUGAGUUUCAGAUAAACCUCCCUGAGCUCGUUAUGGUGCGCUUCGUGGUUCUAGACGAUGACUAUAUUGGAGAUGAAUUCAUUGGCCAGUAUACGAUCCCCUUUGAGUGUCUACAGCCAGGUUUCCGCCACGUCCCACUUCAGACUCUAACAGGAGAGUUGCUGCCACAUACUUUGCUGUUUGUCCAUGUUGCUAUAACCAAUCGAAGGGGAGGAGGAAAGCCACACAAAAGAGGAUUGUCUGUAAGGAAAGGCAAAAGGAGCAGAGAGUAUGCCAGUAUGAGAGUCCUGCAGAUAAAGGCCAUUGAUGAGGUUUUUAAAACCGCCCUUCUGCCACUCAGGGAGGCCACAGACCUUCGGGAAAACAUGCAGAAUGCCAUAGUGUCCUUUAAGGAGCUCUGCGGCCUUUCAGCGGUGGCCAACCUCAAGCAGUGCAUCUUGGCUCUCUCCCCUCGACUGACAGGGCCUGACAACAGCCCCCUCCUGGUGUUUAACCUGACUGACCAGUACCCUAACCUGGAGCUCCAAGGCCUGCUCCCAGAGGUCCUGAAAAAGGUCGUCAGCACCUACGAUAUUAUGAUCCAGACCAGCAAGGUGCUGCUGGAGAGCUCUGAUGGUGUGUAUGAGAGGAUUUUGCAAGCUCAGAGAGCAGCAAUGGAGUUUCAUGAAAACCUGCAUGAUCUGGCUGUGAAGGAAGGGUUAAAGGGCAGGAAGCUGCAUAAGGCCGUGGAGAGCUUCACAUGGAACAUCACCAUUUUGAAGGGUCAAGCUGACUUAUUAAAACAUGCCAGAAGUGAAGUCCAAGAAAACCUUAAGCAGAUCCACUACUCAGCGCUUACCUGUAAUCUGAGCAAAGGAGGAGCAGUGGGCAGGUCCUCCGGCUCCUCAGACUCCAAGAGCCGGCGCAGCCUGGAGGCCAUUCCUGAAAAGGCCACAGGGGAGGAGGAGCUUACAGACAAGGAAAACUGAAGACUGCGGCAGCAGCUGCUCUCCCUAGAAUCCCUUCUAAACUGUUUUCUUUCUGAAUCUCUAAGUCGUCAAUCUCCAGCCUCCAUCAUGGACUUUUCUCAACCAAAAGCACAGUUUAAACUUCUUAGACAAUUGAAGCAAAUCAAGAGUGAAGGAUCCGUCUCCUAAACAUUUAUUUACAUUUUGUCAGAUCAGGAGAACAGAAAUAGAUCAUGUGACCUGUCAAAGUUCCUAAUCGCAGCCAAAUUGAACUGCUUUAUGAUGCUCCUGUUUCCCCUCCUGGAUUGAAGCAGGACACCCGAAUGGACCACCAGCCCCCGCCUCUUCCAGACUGACUUAAUAGAUGAGCACUUCUACUUAGUGGACCAGAUGACAAAGAAGGCCUUGGAUUAUAGCAAGGAUUUUUUUAAAGCACAAUUUUUCCUGAGCUGUGAAUGUAACGGAAUAAGGAGUGGGAACAAAAAAUGUUUAGAGUGAGAGUAAAUAGCUGUUUACAAUUCUGGACUUGUUUAUGUUCUUGUCUGCCAAAACGGUAGUAAACUAUGUGUAUAUACAGUU